UGCCACUCUCUAAGCUCCACUCCAACUCCUGACUCUGCUUGGCCAACCUCCUUACCUGUCCCUGGGUUUGACUUGCACUUUCUACUCAGGUCUCUCUCCUCUGAGGUAGGAAAAGACCAUGGGCAUUAUGGAGGGAUAACACAUACCUAAUGAAGUAUGAAGCAGCAGAUUUGAAGCCUGAGCAACAGAAGUCAGCAUCCCCAACCCAACUAGGCUUAACUAGCCUCACGGAAUCUAAUCUGAGACUCUUGGAUUUCUGGGCUUGCUACAGUGCUGACCCUAGAAUCCUCUUCAACUCCAGCCACAAUGCUAUGUCAGGCAUUUCACAGAUUUGGUCAAAAGCUGAUACGCAGACGUAUCCUGCAGCAAGACAUGGCUGAAGCUGCCCCUACCAGAAGCCUGAACACUCUGGAUUUAGUGGCCCUGGGUUUGGGUCACACAGUGGGUGUAGGUGUGUAUGUCCUGGCUUGUGAGGUGGCCAGCAAUCAAGCAGGACCAUCCACUAUGAUCUGCUUUUUGAUGGCCGGUCUAUCUUCUGUGUUGGCCGGGCUGUGUUUUGCAGAGUUUGGUGCCCGGGUUCCCUAUUCUGGUUCUGCAUAUCUCUACAGUUAUGUCACUGUAGGUGAACUCUGGGCUUUCAUCACUGGCUGGAACCUCAUUCUGUUUUUUGUUGCUGGUACAGCCAUCGUGUCCUGUGCCUGGACCUUAGUUUUUGACAACCUCCCUGGGAAUGAGAUCUCUCAGACCCUGCAUGAGAGCAUCUCACCCCAUGUUCCCCAUGUUUUUGUAGAAUAUCUGGACUUUUUUGUUGUGGGCCUUGUGUUGUUAUUCAUUGGAUUGCUGACUUUGAGGAAUAGUGAGAUUUUCCUUGUUACCAAAGUGUUCACACUGCUGAAAAUUUUGGUUCUUGUUUUUUUCAUCACCUCUGGCUUCAUUAAGGGGGACCUGCACAACUGGAAGCUCACAGAAGCAGACUAUGUAAAGGCUGGAUUCAAUGACACCUCAAGCUUGGGGACUCUGGGGUCUGGAAGAUUUGUGCCUUUCGGCUUUGAGGGGAUUCUCCGUGGAGCAGCUACCUGUUUCUAUGCAUUUAUUGGUUUUGACAAUAUUGUUACCAGAGUUGAAGAAGUCCAGAAUCACCAGCGUUCCAUUCCCAUGGGGAUUGUGAUUUCACUACUCAUUAGCUCUUUGAUGUAUUUUGGAGUCUCUGCGGCACUUACGCUUAUGGUGCCUUACUACAAGAUUCAACCUGGGAGCACCUUGCCUGAGGCAUUUCUUCUUAUUGGCUGGGCCCCUGCCUACUAUGUUAUAGCUUUUGGAUUCCUCUGUAGUCUUUCUGCCAGCCUCUUGGGCUUUAUGUUCCCCAUACGUCAGGUAAUACAUGUGAUGGUGAAGGAUGGCCUCCUGUUCCCUGUCCUUGCCAGGAUCCAUACUGGCACAUACACCCGCAUUGUGGCCACUGUGAUCUUUGGCAUUAUUGCAGCAAUCAUGACAUUCUUUUUUGGACUCACUGAUCUUGUGGACCUCAGGUCAAUUGUGACCCUGCUGACUUACUCCCUGGUGGCAGUUAGUGUUCUCAUCCUCCGAUAUCAGCCUGAGAUGCAGAAUGAGGGAAAUAAAGCAGAGGUGCAGGAGGACAAUAGACCUUCAGCAGAACAGCUGACUCUACAGGGACUAUUUUUUCCAUGCAGCUCCACACCUACUCCACUCUCUGGCCGGAUUGUCCGUGUUUGCUCCUCACUGCUUGCUCUGCUGCUCACUCUUCUUUGCCUGGUGCUGACCCGGUGGCCAGUUCUGCUUUCUGGAGACCCACUGUGGAUUUCAGUGGUUGUGGUGCUCCUGGUGCUCAUCACUGGGCUCACUGGGGUCAUCUGGAGACAGCCUCAGAGCUCCAGUCCCCUUUACUUUAAGGUCCCUGCUCUGCCUCUCCUCCCACUACUGAGCAUCUUCAUGAAUAUUUACCUUAUGAUGCAGAUGACAGCUGCCACCUGGGCCCGAUUUGCUGUCUGGAUGCUGAUUGGGUUUGCUAUCUACUUCAGCUAUGGAAUCCAACACAGCCGGGUCGCUUAACUUUACUUAAGUUAGGGCCAAAACUGUAGACCUUGAACUCAGCAGUGUGUGUACACAGUUGGCUUGACAUCAUCACACCUGAAUGCAGUCUGGUCCCCUGCACAACAAUGGAGAGUAGUCUUGAAUACAUGGAAAGCUAGGCCUCCCAUAGCAUAUUGGUGGGGGAAAGUUAAUAGAGCUUUGCAUUUGUUGUGGAGUGAAGGAUUUUGUUUUUGUUUUUGUUUUUUUGCUUUUUUAACUUGUCUACUUUUUUAAUCUAUUUUUCAGUUGUGUCUAUAGCUGCUUGCUGCACUUAAAACAAUUUUAAUUGGGACCCUUGGGUGGCUCAGUCAGUUAAGCUUCUGACUUUUGAUUUUGGCUCAGAUCAUGAUCUCACAAUUUGUGGGAUUGAGCCCUAUGUCAGUCUCUGUGAUGACAGUGAGGGGCCUGCUUAGGAUUCUCUAUCUCCCCCUCUCUUUGCCCCUCACUCCCUUUUCUCUGGAAAGUAAACACACAUUAAAAAGCAAUUAUUACUAAAAGAAACUAGAGAAAGUGUUUUUGUUAUCUUAAGGUAAAUAUGUAGCAAGGAAAACACUGGAUCAUAUGGCAGUUCUAUUUUGAAUUAGUUGCAGAACAAGCAUACUGUUUUCCACAGUGGCUACACCUAUUUACAUUCCACCAACAGUGUAUGAAGUUUCCUUUUUCUCCACAUCCUUGCCAACACUUGUUAUUUCUUAUCUUUUUGAUUUUGCCUAUUCUUACAGGUAUAAAGUGAUAUCUCAUUAUGGUUUUAACAUCCAUUUUCCUGAUGUUUAGCAAUGGUGAGCAUCUUUUCAUGUGUCUACUGACCAUCUGUAUGUCUACCAAUAGACAUUGGGAAAAUAUUUAUUUAGGUCCUCUGCCCAUUUUUAAAUUGGAUUAUUUGUUUUCCUUGUGCACAGUUGUGUAAGUUCGUUAUGUAUUUUAGAUAUUAAUCCCUUUUGAGAUAUAUUUUUGUAAAUAUUUUCUAUCAUUCAUUAGGUUGCUGUUUUGUUUUGAUGAUGGUUUCCUUUGCUGUGCAAAAGCUUUAGUUAUAUGAAUUUGAAAAGAUAUUUGUACUUUUAUGUUUAUUGUAGUACAAUUACAAUAGGAUAGGGUAGCAACCCAAAUAUCCAUUGAUAGACUAAUGGAUAAAGAAAAUGUCACACACACACACACACACACACACACACAGGAAUAUUACUAAGUAACAAAAAAAUAAUGAAAAUAUCCCAUUUGUAGCAAAAAGAAUAGACAUAGAAGGUAUAAUGCUAAGUAAAAUAAGUUAGUCCCAGAAAGACAAAUACCAUAUGUUUUCAACAUAUGUGGGAUUUAAUACAUAAAACAACCAAACAAAGCAAAAAAAAAAAAAAAAAAAAGGCAAAACACCACACCCAAACUCCUAAAUACCAAUAACAAACACCAGAGCAGAGGUGGGUGGCAUGGGUGAAAUAGAUAAAAGGAAUUAAGUGUGUCCUUAUCUUGAUGCACACUGAGAAAGGUAUAGAAUUUUUGAAUCAUUAUAUUCUACACCUGAGAGUUCUAUAACAACACUAUAUGUUAAUUAAUAUUUCAAAUAAAAAAUAAAAGAAACUGGAAAAAGACAAAAGAAAAGAGAUGAAAUGUGACCCCUGCCCUUAAGCUGAUUAUAUUAUAAUAUGAGAGGCACAGCGUAGCUGUAACACAAAAUAGAGUAUGGUAUCAUAAGUAAUAUAAAAAUAAACUUUCCUGGGAAUUAAGAGGGGAGGAUGAUCACAUGGGGUUGGCACAGGGGUAAGAGUUGAUUGGUGAAAUCAGAGAACAAUUGGUAGAGGAAUAGCAUUUGAGUUGGCUCUCUCCAAGAAGAGAUAGGAUUUUGCAUAUAUGGGUAGAAGGGAGAGAUUGUAGGCAGAGAGAUGGACACAAGGAAAAGCACAAGAAAAGAAAACAGUGUUCAGAGCAAACUGAGCAGGCUGUGUAGCUUGACCCUUUGCUGUUAGAGGGGCAACAGAACAUGCAUAAGUGGAUUGGAGCCAGAGCAUUCCUCUGAGCAGAAAGGACUUUGGAUUUGAACUCACCACCCUGCUGAAAAUCCCUGGGGUUUGUUCUUCUACUUAGUGAUAGCUGAAUUAUUGGACUUGAAAAUUUAUCUACUGUUGUCUUCUUGGGUCCACCUGCUCAGAAAAUGCAUGGCUGAGAGCCAAGUGUCCUUGGUCUUGUUUCUACCACUAACUAGUAAUGUGACCUUGAUCAAACUUCUCAGUUCCCUCAGUGCUCUGCUUAUUUAUCUGAACAUGAGAGUCAGAACUGAUCAUUUCUAAAGUUCCACUCAUUUAAAAAAUUCUAGGAUUUCCUCUGGGGCUGUGUCCUGUUGUUCUCCCAAAUAGGUCUCUAUUGCAUGCACUCUGAACCUUCACUUUGGCCACUUUUAAGUACAGCUCAUUGUUGGAGCUGUAGAGGUCCAAUAAAUAAUAUCCCCUUUUCUAUUCCUAUGUUUGGAACUAAUGGAUUAUCAAGACAUAGAGACAGAUGAUUAAACCAUCAGCUUUAGAUCUUAGCCUAAUUGGCUUACAAAUCCUGAAUCACUAGACAGACUUACUCCUCAUCACGAGUAGUGUUGAACACUGCCUGCCUCCCAUCACAGGAGGGAUUUUAUUAGAUUUUCGAAUCUGAUUUUAUUAGAUUUUCUCAUGUAUGAGCAGGUUGGAAUGCACGUGUCCUUUAGACAGGUUGGGGCUGAAUAAAAAGGAAAGCCAACAGAAGAUUGGAAAGGGCUGAGAUGGGCAUGUUCACUGCUGUCUCUUCAACUCACCAAAGUCAUAGUGAGAGAAGGGGGUUGGAGAAAGAGCAGAAAUACUUAGUGGUGUUCAAAUUUCAGCAGGUGCCACCUCACCUGGAGGGCUUGUGACAAGAGAUUGCUGGGCUCUGCCCCUGGUGUUUGUAUUUCAACAGGUCUGGGUGGGGCCCAGAACUUGUACUUCUAACAAGUUUCCAGGUGAUGCUGAUACUGCUGGUCCAAAGACAUCACUUUGAAAACCAAAGUUCCAGCUGAAGCAUCUUCACAUGUAAAGUUGAAACAAGGGAAACAGAGGUGCACUUUGAAACCUUACCUUUAUUUAAUGAAACAUUUACAUUAAAAUAUCGUUGUUAAUCCUUUCAUAGUGGGGGAAUCUUGGUAAAUCAUUUCACAGUGUAUAUGUAUAUCAAAUCAUCACAAUUUACACUUUAAAUAUCUUAUAAUUUUAUAUGUCAAUUAUACCUUAAUAAAGUGGAAAUAAAAAAUACAAUACCACAGAAAAAAUA
Molecule: messenger RNA, 5349 nt
Organism: Neofelis nebulosa (Clouded leopard)
Lineage: Eukaryota; Metazoa; Chordata; Mammalia; Carnivora; Felidae
Product: cationic amino acid transporter 3-like
Exons: 2
Coding region: 307-2070 (587 amino acids)
Biological process (GO): amino acid transport; transmembrane transport
Cellular component (GO): plasma membrane
Molecular function (GO): amino acid transmembrane transporter activity
Source: RefSeq, a predicted model, not a curated record